This is a messenger RNA of Gadus chalcogrammus (walleye pollock), 2461 nucleotides long. It is a transcript of the gene serbp1a, whose product is annotated as SERPINE1 mRNA binding protein 1a. Lineage: Eukaryota; Metazoa; Chordata; Actinopteri; Gadiformes; Gadidae. Gene Ontology annotation, molecular function: mRNA 3'-UTR binding. The record is from RefSeq and is a predicted model, not a curated record. Gene Ontology annotation, cellular component: nucleus; cytoplasm.
AAGAGAAGAAGGUCCUUUUCCUAGCCAUCUUGUGGCUUCAUCAAGCGAAGUGUUCGCACCAAUCCUCGUAGAAUCGGAGGAAAAUCCUGCUGAAGGGGCGCCAUCAUGCCCGGACAAAUGCAAGAAGGUUUUGGCUGUGCCAUCACCAAUCGGUUCGACCAAUUAUUUGACGAUGAGUCGGAUCCCUUCGAGCUGUUGAAGCAGGCGGAGAUCAAGAAGAAGGAGGCUGCUGCGCUUGCCGCCCUGAAGCCUGUCGUCCCGGCCGUGAAACCACAGAAAAAGGAGUCGCAGAAAGACAGAAAGACCCCACUGGCGGACAAAAAAGAGGAGUUCCAGGCGCCCGUUCCCAUCAAGAAGGAUGGUGUGAGGAUGAGGGGAAUGGGACGGAGGCCGGAGGGUGAGGGCCCGAGGCCCCAGGGACAGGGUGGCCCAGGAGAGGGCAGGCCCCCAGCAGACAGACGGCCGGUGGACAGGCGGCCCCCACGCCGCUUCGAGCGGCCCGCUGGCGAGGGCGGAGAGAGGCCCGCCGGCGAGGGCGGAGAGUUCUCCGUGGAGAAGCCGAUCGGCGACAGACCAAUGAGGGGGCGCGGUGGCGGACCCAGAGGCGCCCGCGGAGGCGGCGUCACCAGGGGGCGGGGCAUGGGCCGUACCGAUGGUUUUGACUCCCGAGGAAAGCGUGAAUUCGACAGACACAGCGGCAGCGAUCGAUCUGGCCUGAAGGGCGAGGAGAAGCGAGGAGGCAGCGGAUCCCACAACUGGGGAACCGUCAAGGAUGAACUGACCGGUGAGCUCGACCAAUCAAAUGUUACCGAGGAGAACCCUGAAGGAGAGGAGCACCCCGCCGCCGACUCUGAGAACAAGGAGAACGAGGCAGAGGAGCCCAAGGACGAGAGCCCCAAGGAGAUGACGCUGGACGAAUGGAAGGCAGUGCAGGACAAGGAGCGAGCCAAGGUGGAGUUCAACAUCCGCAAGGCCAACGAAGGCGCCGACUGGAAGAAGGGCUACGUGCUGCACAAGUCCAAGAAGGAUGAGGAGAAAGGUACUCUGAUUGAGGCUGAAGCUGAUGAAGUCCCCAAGGCUGAGGAUGAACACCGCAAGCCCGCCAACGACAUCACCGCCCAGUUGGAGAUCAACUUCGGCGACCUGGGCCGCCCAGGGCGGGGCCGCGGAGGUCGGGGUCGCGGCGAGGGCCGCGGAGGUCGGGGCGCGGCGAAGGGCCGCGGCGAAGCUCGUGGUGGCGAAGGGCCUGCCGCCAGGCCGGCCCGCGGUGGGCGGGGCGACAAGGCCAGCGGUGUGUCAGUGCCCAACGUGGAUGACCCUGAGGCCUUCCCGGCACUGGCCUAAGCCCGGGCACUCCGGAGCCCCCAGGCACCUCCACUAUGAGGCUAGCAUGUCCCUGGAUCCUUCAGCAAAACGUAUUGAUGGAGAAGACUGUCAUCCUCGAUGGCACUCGACUUUGAGGACUGAAUUUUACCAAUUACAAAAAACGAAAAAACAGAAAUGAACACAAAAAAACAAAGAAAAAAGAAAAGGACUUCUUGCUACUCUGGAGCAGAUUACUGGUAGAGGUUUUGUACUUAUAAACAAAGUAGCAGGGGUGUUUUUCAUACAGUAUUUUUUUCAGAGGUUAUGCAUUGUUCAUUGAUACUUUGUAAUUGCUGCUUAAAAUAUUUCCAAAUAUAAGAAGCGCAUCCUUUUGGCUUGGCUGUUGGUCAAGCUUGCUUGCUUGAUUGCUCCCAAACAUGCCUGGCAGCAGGUCAAACCAUGCUCAUAAACUGUACCACAAUGGGUAUUUCAUAAAGUUACUGCCUCACUUCACUUGCUGAGAUUUCAAGGACUUUUAUUUUACGACAUGGCGGCGGUUUUCGAUUUGUCAAAGACGGGUCUAUUCUAUGAUGCUCUCUUGGGAGAGACUCUUUCAGAAGGCGCUGGUGAGGCAAACCUUCCUCUUUGAUCUAGAAAUCAAACGUAUACUUGGUCAAAACGGCUGUGUAUUUUCCUCUGACCCUACGGGACUUAGUCACUUCGACCGGUCAACGGAAUUGACGCCGACGCUUUUGACCUCCACUCGACUACAAGUGGAGCGCGUCUCAUUGUGGAGAAACUUCUACCCUUGUCCUUUUUUUCGUCUGCACUGAUCAUAAGCUUAGAAAUCUGAACGCCUUGGUGUUUACACUUUAAUCAAAAGGCAAGGCGAGAAGUGUUAACACAAUUGAGACGCGGGCGUUAUUCCAAACCUUAAAACUACAGUUUCAGCACUCCAGUGACAUCGGCCCUGGUCCAUCUGUGUUCUGCGCAUCGUUUUUCUUGACUCCUUCGCCUCAACAGUGACGCCACUGCAUAAUUGCUCUGAAAGAAAUAGCUGUCCAUCCUGAACAGCCAAGUGGUGAAAGCUACGGGCUGUGUGAACUCUAGCCCUGCUAUUUAGACCUCUGUUGGUAAAUAAAGAUGGUCGAUUCAU